Molecule: messenger RNA, 588 nt
Organism: Nyctereutes procyonoides (raccoon dog)
Lineage: Eukaryota; Metazoa; Chordata; Mammalia; Carnivora; Canidae
Gene: TSTD1
Product: thiosulfate sulfurtransferase like domain containing 1
Exons: 4
Coding region: 45-458 (137 amino acids)
Cellular component (GO): cytoplasm
Molecular function (GO): thiosulfate-thiol sulfurtransferase activity
Source: RefSeq, a predicted model, not a curated record
UUCCGGUUCCGGUCCCGGCUCCGGGCUCCCGGAGGGCGGGCGAGAUGCUGGCGGCUCCGCGGGGGCGGCCCCGGGCCGCGUUCCUGCAACUCGCAGUCGCGGCGCGCGCCAUGGCUGGAGCGCCCACGGUCUCGCUGCCUGAACUGCGCUCGCUGCUGGCCGCGGGCCAGGUCCGGCUCAUCGACGUGAGAUCGCGGGAGGAGGCGGCAGCGGGGACCAUCCCGGGGGCGCUCAACAUCCCGGUGUCCGAGCUGGAGAGCGCCCUGCAGAUGGAGCCAGAUGCUUUCCAGGCUUUGUACUCCGCCGAGAAGCCGAAGCUGCAAGAGGAGAACCUCAUCUUCUUCUGUCAGAUGGGCAAGCGGGGCUUGCAGGCCACGCAGCUGGCCCGAGGCCUGGGAUACUCAGGGGCUCGCAACUUCGCAGGGGCCUACAGAGAAUGGUCCCAGAAAGAAGGUUAGGUAGGAGGCUGAUUGCCCCCUGCCCUCGCCCCCAGGCCGCCUGACCGGUGACCGGCUGAACACCUCGGUUGGGCAGGCCUUACAGCGCUGUGCACGCAAAGCAUCAAAUAAAGAGCACUUAAUCAAAGUA